ACGUCACAAAAUACAUGAAUUUGCCACCACCACUUAAUUAACGUGGAAAUCCUAACGCGUUAGUAACUUCAAGAGCACUCAAGUGCUCGGUCACACUUUUGUUUUUGUGCACUUUGCAAUCGAAUUGUUCGUGAAUUCGGGUUCACUUCGUUUUCGUGUGGAUUAGCUAGGCAAGAUUGAAUUAAGAGUCGAUAUACAGAUGUCCAGCAACAAUACGGAUACUGGGGACACCACCAUCAUGGCGACGGCUACCUCGGUGCAGCACGAUGUCGAGGCCGGCGCAGAUGAGCAAUUGCCCCGAGAAUCGCUGAUAACCACUGCAGUCAGUUUUCUACAAAACACUAAGGUGCGCCACACGACACUUAUCCAGAAGCAGCAGUUCCUACGGUCCAAAGGUCUCACUUCUCACGAAAUCCAGUUGGCCUGCGAACGGGCCGGCGUUUUCACCCAAGACCCCAAUAAUCCCAAUCCCAGCCCGAACACCGUGAUCAGCAUUGGAUCCCAGUUGCAGGCGCUGCAGCCGCAACCGACUGUCUUUGCCCGGAUCAGGGAAAUCAUCCAUUCGGCAGCCCUGUUUAGCGGAGUUAUUUAUGCAGUCUACCUCUUUUGGAAGAAAUACAUUGCGCCUUACCUGUUUGGCAAGCCAAAGAAGAAGGCGGUCGAUGAAGUCCUCGACGACAUAGAUAAAAAGGUGGACCAACGCACCAACGACCUCAACAAGGAGAUUUCGGCGGUCAGGGAUCUGAUCACCACCCAGCAGAGGGAACACGCCCAGCAGCUGAACCGCGAAUUUAGUAACUUCCGCAGCGAUCUGGAUGCCAUUAAGGGCCUGCUUUUGAACCGAAAGCAGUUCGCCGGUCCUGUGGCCCCGAUUGCAGUGCCAUCCAUUCCCGCCUGGCAGUUGGCCGGCUCCCCGCAUCACCAUCACCGGCACAGCGGGUCGGACGACAACGAGAAGGGCGAUGAUGCUGGAUCCGGGUCGGGCUCGUCGGAGACCGAGGUGGUAACCAAGAAUAGUGACUCCAGCUUGGAGAUCAUGUAAUGCAAUCAGAAUACGAGGUUGACUAUAUAGACGUAGUAUAUAGUUAAGCUGUAAAUUGAGUUUUCCCUUAAAUGCCGUUAAGACUUUUUGGUUUUUUGCUUUGCGUUUAUAGCAUUUAAGUUCUCUUUAUAGUCAACAGCUAAUCCAUAUCCAAAAGUACAUACACACACUCACAUAUACACACUUAUGCGAUACGAUGUCUAUACAAUGUAAUAAUAAAAAAGUUUACAUAAUAA
Molecule: messenger RNA, 1278 nt
Organism: Drosophila santomea
Lineage: Eukaryota; Metazoa; Arthropoda; Insecta; Diptera; Drosophilidae
Gene: Pex14
Product: peroxisomal membrane protein PEX14
Exons: 3
Coding region: 200-1042 (280 amino acids)
Biological process (GO): protein import into peroxisome matrix, docking
Cellular component (GO): peroxisomal membrane; peroxisomal importomer complex
Molecular function (GO): signaling receptor binding
Source: RefSeq, a predicted model, not a curated record